GGCUAUGAAUAACGGCGGUGGCGCAUAGUUAACGGUAGCUAACGAGUCGCAGAGGGAUACUACUACAAAUAGGGAUUUUUCUGAAACAAGUAUCAUGAAUUGAUUAAAGUGAAAGGUGAAGAAGUUGUGAAGCGAAAUGAAGUGAAGUGCAAGAAAGAAGGUGAAAAUGCUGCAGAGGUGUACAAAAAAAAAGCUAAAAUCGAUGCGCUAAAGUUAAAUGCAUUACUCUAACAUGUAAAAAAUGUGAAGUGUAUGUGUACACAUAGAAACUAAAAAAAGUCUAUGCAUUCAUAUACAUAGCAUGUACGUACAUAUGUAUGUAUGUACGAAUUCAUACCAAAAUUUGAUAAUCUAAGAUUUGUGCAAGCAAUACAAAUGUGUACAAUUACAUGGCACUAGCGAGGCAAAGCCACUACACAACAACAACAACAACCAAACAACAUAUUGGAUACGCCGCGAAUUUGCGCGCCGCAUGAAAGCAGAACACAUCACGAAUUUGCACGGACGUAAUUGUGGCUGCGUCAAAUCUUGAAGCUCAAUACUUGCACUCUCGCUGGCACAAAUACUACAAACAUUGAGAAAGAUGUUUGGUUACACUGGCAAAUGGGGCACCUGGUUCACAUUGAUACUGGUGCAAUUGGCAAUUAUGCUGGGCUUCGCUUGUCGCGUAUCUGAGUUUCCUUGCAAGGGUAAUAACAACAUUUGCAUACCAUUGGACAAAUUCUGCGAUGGACGUGCGGAUUGUGAAGAUGGCAGCGAUGAGCCAAAACAUUGUUCGGUUUGCAACCGAACUUAUUACGGUGACAUUGGUCGCACCUAUACAUUAAAAGUGCCAACACCACAAUGGAGUCGACUGCCAUUUUUAUGUCACCUAACUUUCACAGCUUCAGGGCGUGAGCAAGGCGAUAUUGUGCAAAUUAUCUUCGAUAGUUUUACGGUGGGUCGCUUCGAUGAAGGCAUGGUGGACUCAGAUAUUGACGGUUACGAAAGCAAUGUUAACCCAGCUGGCGAGUUGCCAGGCUGUCCCGAGGGUUUUAUGCAGCUGAGCGAACUGGGGCGUCCAUUCACAGGCGGUUCUUGGUGCGGCAAAGCAACAGGGCCUCAAUUAUAUUUUAGCGAAACAUCGACAGUAACUGCAUCUGUGAAGGUAUUUCAUCCGCCCAAGAACAUCCAUGAUGAGAAACCAUUCGAAUUCAAAAUACGAUACAAAUUCAUCAGUCAAACUGAUGCUGUUGUCAGAUACGGUCUGCCCGAUAAGCCUUUGGAAUUGGGGCGCGUUACACCUGGCACGUAUUGUACACGCCAAUUUGAUGAGUGCUAUCGAAAUAAAUGCCAUUUGCAAAGCCCAAAUUAUCCGGGCAUGUAUCCGCGAAAUGUAACCUGUUAUUGGACGAUACGACAAAAGGAGGUGCCCACCAGUAAGCAUGCCAUGAUUGCUGUUAGUCAAGAAAAUCAACACAAGGCGCUAGUAAAAAGAUCCAUUGCAAGUUUUAACAAGACUUCACGUUCCAUACGAGCGUGGUCGGACUGCACAGGAGAACGGGAUCAUUUGAUUUUCUAUGAUGGCAGCUCCACAAAUGAUCCUGUGUUGGCAAAAUAUUGUGGCGGUGACUGGUUACCACGUGUGGUGUCGCGUGGACCUGAAAUGUUGGUUGCAUUCCAUUCUAGCCCAUUUUCGGCGCCCUUGCAACAAGGCGUUCCGAAUCGUGGUUUUGAACUUGAUGUCGAUAUUAUUUUCACAGAUUCAGAUUCAUACGAUUUUGCACAAGGCACAAAAAAUACCUGCGAGUUCCAUAUAAAUGCAACAAAUCCAGAUGAUGUACUCUUCUCGCGGCGUGGACGAAUGGGCCGUAUUGUAAGCCCACGGCAUACACUACCACCGAAUACAACAUGCACCUACCACUUUCAUGGAUAUCCGGGCGAUCUGAUUUGGUUGUCUUUUACAAGCUACAAUCUACAGAUAUUACAGCAAACAAUUCAUGACAACAACACGCUAGGCAGAGCUGAUUUGCCACCAUGGAUCACGCGCCUAAGAAUGUGGGACAGUUAUGGCACGUAUGUUUCAUCGAAAACCACAACAACAACUGGGCAGCCACCAUCACCACCACCAGUGGCAUCAUCUGCAUCGGGAAGCAAACCAACUACCUUGAAUCAAAGCGCCUACGGCAAUUAUUAUUACAGUGCACAAAAUCCCAAAUUGAGUAAAAAUCUACGCGUGAAUAUUGAUAAUGCAUGGAAUCCGGUCGAUACAUACAUCUAUGGUCCAACACAAUCGAGUAUAUUCAAUAAUGAAAAUAAGUAUAGUGGCUAUCAGCAAGCUGGAGCGGGUGCAGGUGGCAAACAGAGUGGUGGUGUCGCCAAUAGUGGCAUAAGCGGCAUAAAGGAGAGUUUAAAUUAUAUUUCGGGUGGUAGUAGUGGUGGUAAGGGUAGCAAGGAUACGUCAUCAGCUGAAAAGAGCUCGGUUUCAUUGAUGAGUUCGAAGGGCAAGCGACGUUUAAUGUUGGAAAUCUAUGAUUAUGAAACACCGAAGUUGUGCGAUCACACUGCCAUUAGCAAUAAUGCAUUGGGCUUCAAUAAGCUGAGACCAUGUAGUCCUUUGGAGAGUUAUGUUAGUUCCGGACGAGAUUUGAAACUGGAGUUUCACACUCACACCGGCACCGCGCUCUUUCCGGCUCAAUUUUCGCUGAAUUAUGAAUUUGUGGACACCGAACAGGGCGGCGAACCCUGGCCCGGACGCAGAGGGGAAGAUCCCGUACCACUACUCUGUUCACGCGUUUUUCGCAAGCGUAAAGGCAACAUACAGGUGCCACGAAAUGUCUUCCUCUACGGCCGUGGUGGAGCCAAGAAUUUCACGUGCCUAUAUCGCUUCGAAGCCGGCACAUCUGAACGCGUCCGCCUAGUGUUACACAAUGUUACAUUCGGUGAGGGUACUGCAUGUACAACUGACUCUGAUCUGCACACCGGGCGUCCGCGUUGUAAUCAACUCGACCCGGAGGGGCGCCUGACUGAAUUGCGACUUUUCGAUGUACCCUUUCGUGAUGUGAAAAUACAAUUGGGUUGCUUCUGUGACAACUCCAGUACGCUCUACAGCAAUGCGCCACUAACAUUCAUAUCAAAUUCGCGUGUCAUGGAGCUAUCAUUCACCGUCACACGUUUGAAUAUUUCGGAGGAUUUUGCAGAUGUUUACUUUUUCGCUUCAUACGAAUUUAAGCGAGUGAGUGAAUGCCGCAAGCGACUUAAGCUGAAAGGUGCUGGUGGUGAAGAUGAAAUUAAGUAUCCUAUGAAGUCACAGGACUCCAGUUGUGAAGGUCUCUCUUGGUGCAUUGAGGCACAGACAUUGGAGCAUUCACUAUUCGUGCAGACGUGGGGCUCUUACUUGCCCAUAGAUCCGACAUCGGAGGAUGCUAUGCGUUGUCAUACCAAAAAUCGGUUGAUCAUAUAUGCGGGACGACCUUUGAAGGUGAUGCGCGUUGUUUGUCCAGCACAGAGUGGACCGAGACCGACUUCGUUGCAUAUAUUCUCAGAAGAUUGGACAAAUGGACAGCCUUUGUUUACCAACAAGCCAGUCAGCUUAGUACUGGAACCGAUACUCAAAGAGCCCGGCGACAUUGCCUUCACAUGGUUGGAAAUCUACCGCACACGAAAUUCCUUAAUUCAACAGCUCGAUAUACAAACCAAUGCCAGCGUGAUGACGGGUGGCGCUGCAGCUGGCAAUGACACAUUGACCGACAUCGGCUUUUAUCCGAAGGAAUCCGAUUGCGAAUAUAAAUGUCCCGAGCUGGAUGCGUGUAUAGCGGGGACCCUAUGGUGUGAUGGCCACAAUAACUGCCCAUCUGGAUUUGAUGAAUCUGAACAGGAGUGCGGCUCUGCGCGCAAACUACUCGAACUGCCAGGCGGCGUAUUUGCUGCGCUCGGCUGCAUAGCGGCAGCCAUAACCGCCUGUCUCAUAUUCUGUAUUUUCGGUUUACUAAGGAAACGUAAAAAAACUGUCGGCCAAAAGAUUACCAUAAAUGGUAGUACACUCAAAAAGGACUUCAACAAGGAGUCACUCUUCAUUGAUCCAGCCUCUUGACACGGACUACAGCCGGUCGAAUUUAUACAUGUCGAUCGGGAAACGACUGUGUGAUAUGUUGCCGAUGAAUUUUAGUGCUGCUAAGUAUUGCUGUCGCUUUAACAUUAAAUACUCCAACGAGAGUACUACGGAACGGACGGACGAAAGGGGCAUAUGUACGUUAAGGAUACGUUAUCUCGAUCCUGCAUGCAUGAGAGACCCAAUAUACAUAUGUAUUGUGUGCCCUAAUUAAAUGAUAUACAUACAUACUUACAUA
Rhagoletis zephyria (snowberry fruit fly) is the source of this 4328-nucleotide messenger RNA. RefSeq lists its product as uncharacterized. Lineage: Eukaryota; Metazoa; Arthropoda; Insecta; Diptera; Tephritidae. Gene Ontology annotation, molecular function: protein binding. Gene Ontology annotation, cellular component: plasma membrane. The record is from RefSeq and is a predicted model, not a curated record.